Fonsecaea multimorphosa CBS 102226 is the source of this 2208-nucleotide messenger RNA. RefSeq lists its product as uncharacterized. The record is from RefSeq and is a predicted model, not a curated record. Lineage: Eukaryota; Fungi; Ascomycota; Eurotiomycetes; Chaetothyriales; Herpotrichiellaceae. Gene Ontology annotation, molecular function: zinc ion binding; DNA binding; DNA-binding transcription factor activity, RNA polymerase II-specific. Gene Ontology annotation, biological process: DNA-templated transcription; regulation of DNA-templated transcription. The transcript has 7 exons. The coding region runs from base 1 to 2208 and encodes 735 amino acids.
AUGCUUACAAGUCCGUUUGCCUCAAGCUGUUCGUCCUUCGCAGCUGAGCUUCCAGAAGACGCAACCAAGAAUCCACUCACGACUCCGCAGUCGGUCCCAGCAGAUGGAGAGAACACGUAUGUCGAGGAUCCUCCUUUGCGAAAACCAGGAGGCACGAAGCGACGAUUAUCGUCGGCGCCGCAGCCCCAGACGAGAAGCUCCAAGACCUUAGCAUGUCUCAACUGCCGGCCCAGGAAGAUCAAGUGCGAACGCGUUGGGGGUACCUGUGAGAGAUGCCGGACAUUAGACAUCCCUUGCAGAUUGCCAGAACGCGAUGAGAGACGGGUACGCUAUUCAAAGGACUAUAUCAUCCAGCUCCAGGACCAGAUUGCUGAGCUGCGAAGCACUGUGGCAACUAUGCAAGCGGCAUACACGCAGCCGAAGUCCCCAUCGCAACCGCUGCAUUGGCCGGCGGCAGUAUCGGGUUCGCCAUCGCAAUUGCAAGCGCAGAUUCAACCACCAUCACAACCACCAUUGCAGCUUCAAGGUUCCGACUCUUUAGGCUCUCCCACAUUGAUGACGGACGACUCCAGCGCCAUUGGAGAAAGACCCAGCAAAGGAACUCCCGAGUCGGAACCGGGCGAGAGCCUUAUUAGCCGACUGUGUGAGGCCCAAGGACGACUCAACAGCAAGGAUGAUGGCCAGCUACGAUAUUUCGGGCCCACUUCCAGCCUGCAUCUGACGGAGAGCGUCACCUCGAUCUUUAAAUAUUGCAGUGACGUCUCAAAAUUCGGAGCGGACAUCGAGAAGGACGUCCCCUGGGCUAUGCAACAAUAUCUUCUUGAUCUGUAUUGGAAAUAUCAGCACAACAUCCUCCACAUUAUUCACAAAGAAGCUUUCCUCGCGGGGAUGCAGACGCAGCAGGGUCCAUACUUCAGCCGUUGUCUCCUUCUGUGUCUCCUGGCUUCUGCUGCUCGGAUCUCAGUAAGCCCAGAGAUUAGAGCCUUGUCUGUACCGGCCGAUGACGACGAAACUGGCGAGAAGCCGAUAUUGACCAGACAAGCCGAGGAGGCUUUGGAAGAAGAGCUGUUGAGCCCGGGACUGACGACGAUACAAUCAUUGAUGCUGCUAAGUAUCAUCGACUGCUGUCAAUCGAACGACUCGCGGGGAUGGAUGCGGUCAGGAAAUGCUUGUCGACUGGCGUUUGACCUUGGCCUUCAUGAGAAUUGGUCCCGGAUACCCAAUACCAAGCUCUCCCCCCUCGACUUCGAAGUCAGACAGGUCAUCCUGUGGGGUUGCGUUGGUUUUGAUAGACUCUGGGCGCUCUAUCUCGGGCGGCCACCUGUCAUUAAGUUGAGUGACGUUUCCAUUGACCGCCCGCAUAGAAAUGCUCCGACAUGGGACAUGAAGAUGUUUGCAGCUUGGGCCGAACUGCUCGAGCUUUCGGGUCACAUCAGCGAGAAACUAAAUACCAAUACCUGCUUUCAAGAUCAAAUCGAUUUCUUCACAGAGGCGCUGCAAAGAUGGGAUGCUAGUCUCGAUCACAGCCUGACUUUUUUUCCGAAUGCACCUCCAGGCGUUUAUCUUCUUCGAAUCCAAUAUUCGGCUUUGACGAUCCUUGUGAACAGGCAUAACGCGGGAUACGGCAAUCUGGAGAAGCGGCAUUGUCAGAACUCGAACAGGUCGCGUCGGAUCUGUCUUGAGCACGCUUUUACAAUCUCCAACCUAGUUCUCAACUACGCGACUCAUCACGGGGAAGCCAAUACAAUGCUAGGCUCUACCUUGUACAAUAUUACCAUGGCCGCCACCAUCUUCCUCGCCGAGAUUAAUGAAAGAAACCGACAGGAGGUAUCCGACGAAACUGCUGCUUUGGCAACAUGUCUGAAAGCCAUGAAAGAGAUGGAGAGUGCGGAAAUUGUGGCCCGAAACCUUCGCAAGAUCCUGCAGACCAUCAUGCGUGUGACUCGAGUCUGUGAUGUGCCCAAUUAUGGCGAGCAUAUCGACACCUCGACCGGAUGGCAACAAUCAAGGCCAGGCGCAGAGCUCAGUGGCACUGAAGCAACAGUUGCUGCACUUCCCGCCAAGCGAAGAGACAACCACUGUCAUGACAGCGACACUGACUUUACCUUUCUGAACUUCGAUACAUCGGCGUUUGAUGGUGUUUUUCAGCUGCCGUUUGACGAAGCCUUGCUAGACCCGUCUUCCGUGACCGCCUUUUUAGCAUCGUGA